CGGCGCCGGCGCUACGCACAAGCGCUUCGCCCACGCGGCGGCGCGCGCCGAGGAGCUUCGCGCCGGCGGCUGUGACCAGGACGAUCUCUUUGAGAGGCUGGCGACCGAGGCUCUCGCGCGAAAGGAGGAGGAGCGGAGCAACCGGUGCAGGAGGUGCUGGCACGAUGCGGCAACCAAGUGCAUCUGCUCGCAGCUUGCACCGCUCCGCCUCGCGGUCAACGCUCGCGUUUGCAUUCUCAUGCACCACAAAGAGUUCCUGAGCGCCGGCGACGACGCAAAGCUGCUGACGGCGAUGCUGCCGCCCGAGCAGGCGCGGGUGUUUGUGUACGGCCGCCGCGCCGACUGGGACGCACUGGCGGCCGAGCUCGCCGCCGACCCACAGCACACGAUGCUCCUCUGGCCGGGCGAGGGCGCGCUCACCGUGGGCGAGUUUGUCGAGAGGCGCCUGCCGCAGUCUUCUCCGUGGCGGCGGGUCGCCGCGGGCGGCAGAGGGGAGGCGGAGGGGGAGGCGGAGGCGUCGCGGCCUCUGAUGCGAGUCGUCGUGCUGGACGGCGUCUACAACCACGCGCGCUCCAUGUUCCGGGCGCUGCGCCGGCGCCUUCCUCCGGCCCACGUCCCUCCCCACGUCGCGCUGCACCCGACCAGCCUCUCCGUCUACCAGCGCGCCGCCAAAAGGUACGCCUCCGCCUCGGCCGCGACCGUCGCCGCCGGGGCGACGGGCGACGCAGAGGCGCUGCGCGUCUGCACGGUCGAGGCGGCGGCGCUGCUGCUGCAGGAGGUUGGCGAGCCGGAGGCGACGACGCACGCGUUCAUCGCCGCCGUCGUGGCGAACAAUGGCGCGCUGCAGGCGCACAAGCACGACGAGCGGCGCGAGGCCAACCUCCGGCGGAGAGAA
Molecule: messenger RNA, 895 nt
Organism: Emiliania huxleyi CCMP1516
Lineage: Eukaryota; Haptophyta; Isochrysidales; Noelaerhabdaceae
Exons: 4
Source: RefSeq, a predicted model, not a curated record